AUUAAGUCAGAUAAUGUACGUCACGCCCACGCUGUACGUGAUGACGUUACAUAUCCGCGUGUCCUCGAGCUGAAGUCCAGAUUCCGCAGGCAGCAGCAGAGGUAAAGCCGGCACGCGCAGCUCGUGUGUGGAGGAGAAAUAUCUCACAGAAGUUCAGCCAAGAUGUCCAUCGUGUCGUUCGAUGAGUAUGAGGAGUCCAAGUUCCUCAGGAAGGCCAAGGAGAACCCGUUCGUCCCUGUUGGGAUGGCCGGGUUCUUUGCCAUCGUGGCACACAGGCUGUAUAAGAUGAAGCACAGGGGCAGUAUGAAGAUGUCGGUGCACCUGAUCCACAUGCGUGUGGCAGCACAGGGCUUCGUGGUGGGAGCCAUGACCUUGGGUGUGGUGUACACCAUGUACAGAGACUACGUGUUGAAGCCUGCUGAAGCUCAGAGAGCGCUGGAGCAGAAAGAACGAGAGAACAAGUGAACGGAGGAGCGUCACAAUAUCCUCAUUUUAGUUUAGUUCUUUAGUUUCUUUUUCAUCCCGGUGUCUUGUAGAUACCUCACAUUCUUCUUAAGAUCCUACUUGGAUAUUUAUCUUUAAAGAAAAAAAACUAUUUAAUACAGAGUUUGUAUUUAUAUUUUAUAAUAUUUACAUUUCUAAAACCACGGGCCAGGACACACAGCAGUGUGGAAGUGGGAACAUACUUGAACUUUAUCCAUAAUGUUUGCUAAUGUUUUUGAUCUUAAAAAAAGCAGGCUCUAUGAUGUGUUUAAAUAUGUUAUUUAUAUCAACCCUUUAAAGAAGAGGGUUCCUCACAGUGUCCUUUGGUUAAAGGAACCUUUAACAUGGUCUACAUAGAACCUUUCAGGAUUCUGUUUAACAUUAGAGAUGAACACAGAGUUCUUAUUAAGUUUGUACGCUUCAAGGUGUAGUGUGUUCCUCAGCUAGUCUGGGUUAGAGAUAUGCAAAUAUAUGCUAAUAGUGAUGGUAUUAAUAAUAACCUAGUAUAACAUGAUCAUAUCGGACUUUUAGGUACAGAACAUGCUCUGUUUUUGUUUUAUUUUUUUGGUUUUUAAGGGUUCUUCCUACUUGCUGGUCCUACUAGGAACCUUCUCUGUUGUAGGGCUCUACAUAGAUUUCCUGAUUACACAGUUUCCUGAUAACAACAAGCCAAACAUAAACUGCUAAACAGAUCAGGGCUGUUAUGCAAGCUAAAUGCUAAUAGGAGUGGUUACUGAUUCAGUGAGGAUGCCUUAUUUUCCACAUGGGCUAAAGUAAGCAUGUGUGUUAUGUUGAGAUGAUUAUUUUUGCACUUUGUGUUUGUAUAUCCUGUUGGUUUAUUAGAAAAUGUAUUUUUAAAGGAACAUAUGGUGAAAAACACACAUUGUAUACAUCUUUGCCAUUAAAUUAUGAAUGGAUAUAA
This is a messenger RNA of Hemibagrus wyckioides, 1405 nucleotides long. RefSeq names its product HIG1 hypoxia inducible domain family, member 1A (gene higd1a). The record is from RefSeq and is a predicted model, not a curated record. Gene Ontology annotation, biological process: mitochondrial respirasome assembly. Gene Ontology annotation, cellular component: mitochondrion. NCBI's taxonomy places the organism in Eukaryota, Metazoa, Chordata, Actinopteri, Siluriformes, Bagridae. Bases 163 to 465 code for a protein of 100 amino acids. The transcript is spliced from 4 exons.